AUGGAGAACGUGAUCAACUCGGUGAAGGGCACGGCGCUCGGGGUGGCGGAGUUCCUCACCCCGGUGUUGAAGGAAUCCAAGUUCAAAGAGACUGGCGUGAUUACACCGGAGGAGUUUGUAGCUGCUGGGGAUCACUUGGUUCACCAUUGCCCCACAUGGAAAUGGGCCUCUGGGGAAGAAGUCAAGGUGAAGCCAUAUUUGCCGCAGGAUAAACAGUUUCUCCUGACACGCAAUGUUCCCUGUUACAAGCGUUGUAAACAGAUGGAGUAUUCAGACGAGCUGGAAGCCAUCAUAGAGGAGGAUGAUGGAGAUGGGGGCUGGGUGGACACUUACCACAACUCAGCAGGUGUGUUAGGAGUCACGGACGCUGUACAAGACAUUUCACUGGACAAUAACAAGGACAAGAACAUGAAUGCCACGUCUGGAGCAUAUUGUGAUGAUGAUGGGGAUGAGGAUGAAGAUGGAGAAGCAGCCGAUAUGGAAGAGUACGAGGAAAGUGGCCUGUUGGAGACCGAUGAGGCCACCUUGGACACCAGUAAAAUGGUUGAAGCCAAAGCGGAGCCUGGGAGCGAAGACGCCAUCCUUCAGACCAGAACAUAUGACCUGUACAUCACAUAUGACAAAUACUACCAGACGCCUCGACUCUGGCUCUUUGGAUACGAUGAAGAUAGGCAGCCACUGACUGUAGAUCAGAUGUACGAGGACAUCAGCCAGGACCACGUGAAGAAGACGGUCACUAUUGAGAACCACCCCCACCUUCCUCCACCUGCCAUGUGCUCCGUCCACCCCUGCAGACAUGCUGAAGUGAUGAAAAAGAUCAUUGAGACCGUGGCCGAAGGGGGACGAGAGCUGGGAGUGCAUAUGUACCUUCUAAUCUUCCUGAAGUUCGUCCAGGCCGUCAUUCCUACAAUAGAAUACGACUACACGAGACACUUCACCAUGUAGCUCCAUGACUGCUGAUGCAACAUGGGGAACAUCAUCUCUGCUGCCCGUGUUGAGGUUCUAUCAGGUCUGGUCCGUGUUUGUAUAACUCAAGGACACUUUGCGUGGGUGCAGGACUCGGGGAAUGUUGGAGGUCUGGGACAAAACUGUCUGUUAAAGGAACAGUCUGGAAACAGACUUGUUUUCUAUGAAAGCCAGAGUCAGAUGAGAAGAUCAGUAUGGGUUUGAUCUGCAUCUCCUCCGGUUCAGAGCUACAUGUGUUGCAUGAACAGGGCACCUUUCAAAGAGCUGUAUUAUCAUGUUGUUUUGUUUGAUUUCAUGUAAAAACAACACACGUGGAUAUAUUUGUGGUUGAAUAGUGUUUUUCACUGGCUAGUUUCUUCUUACGUCCAGUGCUAAGCUAAGCUAGGCUAGGCUAAUCACGGCCUGGACUCGCCCGAAUGAAACUGAUAUCCAUCUCUUCAUCUGACGAUGCUAAGCUAGGCUAACCACGACCUGGCCACGCCCAAAUGAAACUGAUAUCAUCUCUUCAUCUGACUCUAUGCUAAGAUAGGCUAGGCUAACCACAGCCUGGCCUCUCCCAAAUGAAACUGAUCUCCAUCUCUUCAUCUGACUUUAUGCUAAGCUAGGCUAGGCUAACCACAGCCUGGACUCUCCCAAAUAAAACUGAUCUCCAUCUCUUCAUCUGACUUUAUGCUAAGCUAGGCUAGGCUAACCACAGCCUGGACUCUCCUAAAUGAAACUGAUCUCCAUUUUCUUCAUCUGACUCUAUGCUAAGCUAGGCUAACCACAGCCUGGACUCUCCCAAAUAAAACUGAUAGCAUCUCUUCAUCUGACUCUAGGCUAGGCUAGGCUAACCACACCACAGCCUGGACUCUCCUAAAUGAAACUGAUCUCCAUCUCUUCAUCUGACUCUAUGCUAAGCUAGGCUAGGCUAACCACAGCCUGGACUCUCCCAAAUAAAACUGAUAGCAUCUCUUCAUCUGACUCUAGGCUAGGCUAGGCUAGGCUAACCACAGCCUGGACUCUCCCAAAUAAAACUGAUAGCAUCUCUUCAUCUGACUCUAGGCUAGGCUAGGCUAACCACACCACAGCCUGGACUCUGUUAGCAUAUCUUCAUCUGACUUUGGUGAGCUUGCAGACCAAGCUUGGCCCCAAAGGUUGGACUGUACUCUGAUGUUGCUCUACCAGUUUACCGUUGUGACCACCGUGUGGUGAGCGCUCAAACUUCUUGUUGACACCAUUUUGAUGCUGUUAAUAAAACUCCUUCCACACUGCUUCGCUGUUUGAAAUGUAAACGUCUGUUUAAAAAAAGCCAAUUAAACCUGGUUGUGCAAAGUGUCAGCUUCUUGAGUUAUUAAAGAUUUGAUUGGUUACAGCAGAACACGCUGUUUUGAUUUUACUGAAAGCAGCUUCCUGCCACUGCUGGAAACCAGAUUGGUGAGAACAAAACACGUAUAGUUAUGGGCCAUAAAACAAUAAGCAUGCCCUGCUCUUCACUGCCUUUAGUCAUCUGGGCAUCCUUUUCUUAACUACAGAUACGAUUCAGAAGACAUUAUUAGCUAUUGGAAGUACAUGUAUGAUGGAAGCUUGAUUAUUAACAAUACUGUUCCCACUGUCGUGCUUAUUGUUCCAUUCUGCUGCACUGUGGAGAAGGCAUGGCUGAACAUUAUACUCUUGAUGCCUGUUUGUCUUAAUACUAGAUUUUAUGAAUGUGUUUUCAUUCAUACAUGCUUAUUGUGGUCGGCUCAUGUUUUUACUUCCCUCUGCAAGUUUGUUUUAUUGUUUUAUUGUCACAAACCUCUGUACUUCAAUAAAUCCUGCAAUGAA
Messenger RNA from Cyclopterus lumpus (lumpfish), 2772 nucleotides. It is a transcript of the gene atg3, whose product is annotated as autophagy related 3. The transcript is spliced from 12 exons. The coding region runs from base 1 to 945 and encodes 314 amino acids. Gene Ontology annotation, biological process: nucleophagy; autophagy of mitochondrion; autophagosome assembly. NCBI's taxonomy places the organism in Eukaryota, Metazoa, Chordata, Actinopteri, Perciformes, Cyclopteridae. Gene Ontology annotation, cellular component: cytoplasmic ubiquitin ligase complex; cytosol. Gene Ontology annotation, molecular function: Atg8-family ligase activity. The record is from RefSeq and is a predicted model, not a curated record.